Molecule: messenger RNA, 1125 nt
Organism: Miscanthus lutarioriparius
Lineage: Eukaryota; Viridiplantae; Streptophyta; Magnoliopsida; Poales; Poaceae
Source: the annotation of a GenBank genome assembly
AUGCCCGGGCUGCUGGUGCUGGCGGCCAACGCCACUGCGCAGUGCGUGUGCGCCAGUGCCUGCCGGCGGCCGACCCCCGUUGUUGCUUUGCGUCUCUUGCUCGCCUUCUUUACAAGGCUGCAUCUCUAUUGGUGGACAGUACUAGAGAAUAAGGACGAAGGUUUCCAUAUGCCUGAAAUUGCUGAUCGAUGGAUUGUGAAAUGUUUCACACUUCUUAUCAUGGACGACAAGAGCAAAGUCAAGAAGGAAAUAGAUGGCCCCCUUGGACCCCCUCCUCGAAAGGGAGGGCUUAAAUUCGCACCAAAAGUACCUCAGAAGAAACCUGCCAAGGUUGUCCCAAAGAAGGAACCAGUUGAGGAGAGCAAGGAGGAAGCUGUGGAUAAGGAGUUGUUGAUGAAACUUAAGAUGUCGCAGAACAAGUAUCCCUCUGCAAGAAUUAAGUCCGAGGAAAAGACAAAAAGUGGUACACAGGUUGCAUUUGGACAAGGAAACUCUUCUUAUGCAAGAUAUUUUCCCAUGCCCAAAAAGGAUUCUUCAGCAGGUGAAGCUUCGAAGUUACCAAAAGAAUAUGCAGAACCAUGGGACUAUAGCCAUGAUUAUCCUGUUACUCUCCCACUAAGGAUGCCCUACUCUGGAAAUCCUGAAAUUCUGGAUGAGGGAGAAUUUGGAGAAUCUUCUGCCAGCAGGGCUCAAGGUGCUAAAUUAUCUGCAGCAGAAGAGCUUGGAUUAAUGGAUCGGGCGGCGGAAUCACAGUUCGUCUUCUUCCAGUUUCCAUCCUCUCUUCCUUUACCGAGGCAGCCACAAUCAGUUGCUGACCCUACUGUAGUCUCUGAUAAGAGACGUGAGGGCAUGAGGCCAUUAUCGCACAUUGGCUCAAAACUCAAAGAGAUUCCUGAAGGCUAUAUGGGGAAAAUACUCGUAUAUAGGAGUGGCAAAGUGAAGAUGAAGAUCGGAGACGCUCUCUUUGAUGUUUCAUCUGGCUCGAAUUGCAUGUUUGUCCAGGAGGUUGCAGCAAUCAACACCAGAGAAAAACAUUGCUGUACGGUGGGGGAGAUCAGCAAGCGUGCUGUUAUCUCCCCAGAUAUUGACUACAUGUUGGGUUCUGUUGACAAGAUGGAAGAAUAG